AUGGCAUCAUCGACUGACAGUGAUUCGAAUGAUGAUCAGCCGUUGGCAACGUUCCGAAAAACUGAUAAUGCGGAAAACGAAACACCAUCGGCGUCGACCAGUGCGUUGCACGAUUUACCGCUCGCAAGGGUCAAAACGAUCAUGCAGAGUGGUGGUGAACAAGUACCAAUCUCAAGUGAGGGUCUCUAUGCGAUGACUAAGGCUGCCGAAUUGUUUAUUUCUAAACUAGCGAGGGAAUCAUAUGAAGCAAGCGACAGGCCAAAAUGUAUCGAAUAUUCACAUUUGGCCGAUUACGUGCAGGAAAACGAUGAGCUAGAAUUUUUACACGGUUGUGUUUUUUUUCUAGAACACAUCAUUUUGCUCUAUUUUCCUUGA
Gongylonema pulchrum is the source of this 375-nucleotide messenger RNA. The record is from the annotation of a GenBank genome assembly. Lineage: Eukaryota; Metazoa; Nematoda; Chromadorea; Rhabditida; Gongylonematidae.